This is a messenger RNA of Trametes versicolor FP-101664 SS1, 1092 nucleotides long. Its product is annotated as D123-domain-containing protein. The record is from RefSeq and is a predicted model, not a curated record. Lineage: Eukaryota; Fungi; Basidiomycota; Agaricomycetes; Polyporales; Polyporaceae. Gene Ontology annotation, cellular component: cytoplasm. Bases 1 to 1092 code for a protein of 363 amino acids. The transcript has 5 exons.
AUGCCUGCGCCCGUCUCCACCCCUGCCCUCUUCCCGCCGCACUCCCCUGAUGCUCUCCUUGCGUUCCAAUUCUCGUCUUGGUAUCCUCGCUUCGCAGAUCACAGCAUAAAAUCCACCAUAGUCCGACCACUCUCAGCGGCUUUCUGCGAGUAUUUGAAUUCGGACGGCGUAUUUGUCCCAGAAGGCGCGGAAGACCUUCCCGCCGAAAGCACCCUGUCCGAUGACGAGGAUGCCAGCGACGCGGAGGAUGAAGACGAUGAGUUCGUAAAGUUUGCGUUCCCAGAGCUGGACGCGAAGAUCCGCGCAGCCGUGGCGGAAUAUGGCGCGGUGUUCCCCAAGCUCAACUUCUCGUCUCCAAGGGACGCGGCCUGGAUCCUGCCCGCCUCUUCCCCUCUGAAGUGCACGACGCCCGCUGACGUGUACCUGCUUCUAAAAUCCUCCGAUUUCGUCCAACUUGACCUCACCCCGGAGCUCGUUUUCGCCGACUGCGAGCCCGCACGCGCGGCCGCAGAUGAUGCCUCCAGCCCAUACGAGCUCGAGCUCGUCCUCCGCAAAUGGUACCCCGUCGACCGCGCGAGGGAGCUCCGGUGCUUCGUGCGACAGGAGACCCUGAUUGGCAUCUCCCAGCGUGACCCCAACUACUACGACUUCUGGAACGAGCACGAGACGCAGGAGAAGGUCGCGGCGGCGGUCGCCGACUUCUGGGAGACGCACAUCAAGGGCAAGUGGGAGCAGACCCAGGGCGACUACACCUUCGACUUCCUGCUCACGCGUGAUCUCUCGCGCGGGCACAUCGUCGACUUCAACCCGUACCUCCCGCGCACGGACCCGCUGCUGUUCACGUACGAGGAGCUGCACGCGAUUCUGCUCGCGCGCGAGGGGCUCGAGCUGCGCGUCGUGGACUCCCCAGCGCACCCCGCGGCGGCGCGCAAUGCACCCGCGCAUCAGCCCAAUAUGGUGCCGAUUGAGGCGCUGACGAUGAGCAGCGGGCGGGAUGUCGGCGAGUUUGCGGAUGCGUUGCAGGAGGAGAUCCGGAAGAGCAUGGCUGGGGAGGAGGUUGGCGAAGACGCGCGCGCGCCUUCUCCGACAUGA